GAAGUCCUGGCCAUUCGUUAGGUUGCACUUUCAUGGAGCCCUACUCAAACCACAGCACAAGUGGAAAAUCCAUUGAGAAAGAUAAAAAAAAACCCCAUCUUCUUUCAAAGCUAUCAUUUUCUCUUCAGAACUUCCAGUCUAGCAGUUUAAUCACUGACAAACUUUUUUUGAGGGAAGAUUUUUGCUUUCCUCUAAACAUAUAUUAUAAAUAUAACUUAGAAAAACAAAACUAAUUAGCAAUGAAAUUGAGAGUUGGCAUCUUUUUUGGAGGCUUAUUUGGAGCUCUAGGAAUUUUGUUCUUUUUGGUUGCCUUUGGAACGGACUAUUGGCUUCUUGCUACAGAAGUUGGAAGGUGUUCAGAAGGUCUGAAUGACACCAGGGAAGAGAAAAUUACUUUCCACCAUGAGGGUUUCUUCUGGAGAUGCUGGUUUGAUGGGAAUGUAGAACAGAAUGCUAACAGCAUGUCGAGGUUUUGGUACACAAACCAGUCACCUACUAAAAACUGCACCCAUGCCUAUCUUUCUCCAUUUCCUCUCUUCAGAGAUGAGCACAAUUCAACUGCCUAUCACUCGGCGAUUAUUUAUCGAGGUUUCUGGUCUGUUAUCAUGCUGCUGGGAGUGGUUACUGUGGUCGUUGCCAGCUUCUUCAUAAUCUGUGCUGCACCGUUUGGUAGUCACGUGCUCUACAAAGCAGGAGGAGGCUUUUUCAUCACUGCUGGUAUUUUGUUCACACUGGUUGUUAUGCUGUAUGUCAUCUGGGUCCAGUCAAUGGCUGAUCUCAAAAACUAUGCGAUUAUGAAGAAAAUAGACUGUCCUGGUUUUUCUGUCUCUGUGCGCUAUGGCUGGUCUUUUAUAUUGGCUCCAGUUGGAAUAUUUUUUGCUAUGUUUUCAGGAAUGCUGUUCCUUCUGGUAGGACGUACAAUCUAUCUGCACCCUGAUUAAUCAGAUGUUUGAGAUACUGGAAUUAUGGUGAAGUUUUGCUGAAAAACUAUUUUUAUACCAUAUUAUCCUUCUUAUAGCAGAGUGUUUGCUGGUGCUAUUCUAGAUCUGCUUAGGGUGCUAGUGCAAUCCCAUCCAUGUCUACUCAGAUAUAAGUCCUGUUGAGUUCAGUGGGACUUAUUUCCAGGUAAGCAUUUAUAAGAUUGGAGCCUCAGUUACAUAUCCUUGUCAUAAAGGAAUAAUAAUCUAAUUUAGACUUUUCAAAUUCCUUCAGAUCUUGAUGAAUUGGUUGCAACACAUAAGAUAUUUUGCAACUUUAUAUCUCUAUGUUCAACACACUGGGGGAUGGAUACAAAUACGAAAUCAUGUAAGAAUUACCCUUCCAGUAUUUGCCUAAUCCCUCGUACCAUGCUUCCAGCAAGGCCAAAACCAUUGCCCCACAUCUGCCACAAGUCACCUCUUCCAGUAAAAACACUUUGCUCAUCUUAGCAAUGGCUCCUUUUUCUUGAUGUAAGAUUGAGUUCCUCCAUCCUUGGAGACUUCUUCCAAGGGGAGAGUCUCUGUGCUUAAAUAGGAAUAGUCAUUGUCAGUAACAGAGGGGCAAGUGUUAAAACUGGCUAGGUGAGUGCUGUAUCUUGCCUUGCUGGGAGCAUAAGGCAAAGCAAAGCAAAGGUCAAUGAUAUAAGGGGGUGCCCAUCCACAAGCAGUUGCAUUGCUUCCUGCCAUCUUCUGUGGAUAAUCUAAGCAAGAGCAAGUUUGAUUAUGUGCAUUUCCUCAUUAAGAAAGUAAAUGUGUGAACUGGUCCGGAGAGAACUGCUUGUGCAGAACAGAACAAAUGUGCCAUAGAGUACAUUAAUCGCCCUUUCUUUCAGUAUGUGGCAUUAGCUUUAAUAUGAACAAAUAUUUCUGCUCGUAAAAAUAGAGGACAGUUGUCCAUGUAUUGCUUUAGCCAAUGUGGCAGUAGUACAGAAGACAAUGUCAAUGCAAUAGUGCUUUGAUGCUGCUAUGAAUAUGUAACUGUUUGUAUGCUUUCACGUGGUCCAAAUCAUAAACAAUCAGUGUAACAGAACUGGAAAGUUUAUGGGUCAUCUAGUCCAGUCCUCUGUGAAUGCAGUUUUUUUCCUGGGCUUCACAGCAAUGCAUGCUUUUCUGUUGUCUAUUAUAGGGUAUUUAUUUUAUUAUUAUUUACUUUCCCCUGUACUUUAUGGCUUGACUCCUUUGGUCAAUUUCUGUCCAUCAGUCACCUUUUUGUGGCCAACCUGGUCUCUUCUUUUGGCAUACAAGAAAAUCUGGGAACACUGCAAUAAAUGUGUAGAACCUCACCACAUGAAAAGGGUGAUGAGAUGGCAUCUGUAACCUCGGACCAUAUGAGAAACUUGCCAUUCCCACAUGUGGCUGCUUGGGAAUUUGAAGCAGGAAAUAAUAGGUGAUAGGGCCUUUCCACAUUAGCUCGAGACUAUAGAUAACUGCAGCUUCUGCAUAGUUAAUCUCUCCCCCGCCCCACAUCUAUAAGAGGCUAGUGGGGAAAUAGCCCUGCCUUGCAGUCUGGGCUCGUGUUGACACCCGGAGUCUUAGGGCACCUGCCCAGGGCUGAGUGUGCCUGCCCUACCCCUCCCAUUUUUUUCUGGCCCAUUUUUUAGCUACCCUUUUAAUUUCCCACAAUGCCCCCAAUGUCACAUUUAAAGGGCAGCCAGAGCUUGCUGUUCAGUGCUGUUGGAAGGCUGCCAUGACAACCAGAUAAGCUCACCAGGGCUCACUGACAGAGAAGGGUUCUCAUCAGAGCACACUUUGCCCAGGGGCUCUUCAAACCCGGAGCCCUCCUUGCUGUGUUCAACUACAUGGUACUUGGCAGCCCUCUGAGUUUUAUGAUACUGCAUUUACCCAGUUUCUUAUUAAAAGCAGCUAAAGAGAGAAAGACUUUCUGUAAGUUUACUGAGUAAUUUGUUCUAUAGUCUACACUUCUUACAGUAACGUUCCUGAUAGUGAGCCUAUGUCUGCUUCACUAGACUAUAAACCCAUCCUCUAGAUUCCCUACUCCCUUCCUGUAAUGGUACUGGGUAUUUAUUUAUUUAUUUAGAAAACUGAUAAACCACUUGAUCAAAGAGUUAUCGAGGUGGAGUACAAAUAAAAUAAAUUUGUAUGAUGACUUACUUGUACAGAAAUGUAUGAAAGUCCUAUGACCCAGUCUAAGAGUUCCCUGCAGCUCCAGCCCUCACCCUCUCAAUGCUGACUCCCUGUGAAGUGACUGGGAAAGCUACUUGCACAGAAGUUCUACCUGUGUGCACAGAGCUUCAGAUCAGGGGCAGCUUCAUAUUUAUUGCACAAUCUACCCCAGGAGAAAGUGAUUAACAACUGUGAAGUAGGCCGAAUCUACGUCCUGAAAAAAAUGGACAGAUAAAAUGUUUCUGUCAACAUUUACCAGCAAUAUAUGAUAAUUGGACUUCAUUACAAAUAAAUAUAUAUAUUUGACAUACGUUUUAUAUGAAAAAUGCCUGUAUAUAUUGUUUUUUUUAAAAAUAAAAAAGUUAAUUAAGAAAAUAGUGAAAACAAAUCUUUUUUCCUUAGCGCCCCAACUGAAGCUGAAUUCCAUUGUUUUAGCACAACCUGCCACUUAGUGUGGAUGGGUCCUUUAUUUUAGUUCUUCUGUUUAUAUCCUCCCCUCUCUCCCUCCCGUCCCCCUAUGGACCUCCAAGCGACAUACAUAGUAUCCCAGGCCAUUUCCCAUUCAGCCACUGACCACAUCCAGACAUAAGUUGUUUUGUUUUGUUUAAAUAUUUAUGGAUCACACUUUCAUAUAAAAUUAUUACAAGGUGGCAUACAGUCUAAAAACACAAUACUGCAGUUAAAAACAAUAAGCAUAUCCAUCAAAGUUUUGUUGCCUCCCUGCCUUCAGAUCAUUCCCUGGGACGUACUGAUUGCUCUGGGCAAACAGGCAAGUGGCAAGCUACAUUUCCUUCUGCUACAGCUGUUUUUACCUGCCACCCUCCCUUCUGUCACUGUUGCAGUGCUACCCCAGUAAAAUACAAUAACAAUAAAUAAAUAUCAAACAAUUUGCUACCUUUUCAUGACAACCAAAUCAGCUGCCCUUAUGUAGACUGGGGGAUGAGUGGCUGCCACCACCACCUUAUGAUAUGAAGGUUGUAGCCCUUUUUAUCUGCAGAAAUGUUAGACGUGGGCUGUUUACUGGCACAAAAUUUGGUGGCUGUUAUCCUGCACUAUCUAGUGCAACUAUCCUGUCACUUUUUUCACUGCAAAAAAUACGGUCAGAAAAGUGAUGUAAAAUUGCACUGAAAAGUGCUGGAUAACUGGGAACGUCCUAUAACCGCAGGCGCAGGACAAAUGCUUAAUAUAAAGACAAUGCCUUAUAACCUCUGUGCAAGUUUUGUGCCAAUAUGUCAACCUGAAUGCCCAAUAAACAACCAGUCUGGAAGCGCUCUCUGUUAUUUUUCUUAGAUACCUUGUACACCUGUUAACAUGAGAACAUGGGCUCCUGCUGGGAGGAAGGGCAGAAUAUACAUCUAAUAAAUAAAUAAACAUAAGAAGAGCCCUGCUGGAUCUGGCCCAUGGCCCAUGAAGUCCAGCACUCUGUUUUCACAGUGGACUGACCAACUAGAUGUUUAUGGGAAGCCCAGAAGCAGGAUGUGAACAGUUUGAUCGAUCUUCUUUCCUUGGUGUGUGAUCAGGACUUGAAAGCCUAUAUAAAACAAGCAACAUUCUUGGCCCAUUCCAGUAUAACAUUUUGCGCUUAUCAAUCUUUGGUUCUUUUUUUACAGCCUGAAAGGAUCUUGUGAGCAUCUAUGCAUGGUCUGUGCUGUCAGCAAUUUGCAUGGAAGCUACUUCUCCAUGUAAAUUAUCCACAGUCAAAUGCCAUGAACUGCAUCAGACAAAUGUUUAGAAUCCUACAUACAGAUCCAUACAGGGGGCAAAAAAAGACAAUUCACAUGUAACAUAAACACAUGUUUGCACUGGUAGGGUUACUUAAAAAAAAAACUGAUUCCUUGUCAUGAAUGAAAAGAAAUGAAAUGUUAGAAUUGGCUGAAAAUGUUACAUCCAAUGUUAAGGCAUACCCCAGAACAAUUGGUGCAGCCUGUUCCUUGCCAAGUGGUUUCUCCAGUUAGGAGUCCAUUUCUAGGUUUUAUUCUGUCACAACCGCUUUGGUGGACAUCCAGGUCUUGUCAGGGCAGGCCCAGAUGUGAAAUCAUGAAAAGAGAAGGCAGAGAUGGGGAGUGCCUAACCAGCAUUAUGCUUGGGUGGGAAGGGCCGUACCUCACAUGCUUUGAAUGUAGAAGGUCCCAAGAUCAAUCCCCGGCAUCUCCAAGUAGGGCUGGGGGGGGGAAUCCUGCUUAAAACCCUGGAAUUCUGGCAGUCGCUAUGUCGACAAUACUGAUCUAGACAGACCAAAAGGCUGAGUCAGGAUAAAGCAGCAUGCUAUGUUUCCCCCCACUUCCCCCAAUGUUGCCCAUCAUCCCCUGCAACAUGGCAAGCACAUGUCUGGAACUCUGACUUGGGGAAAAACUGGCUAGUGAGGAGAGGGCUAAAUACCUCUUUUCUGCCCUGUGUUUUUCUGUUUUAAUUUAUGUUUUCCAACUGCCACUUCUAAAUGUUUCAGCAGAGACUUGCGUUCUUAGACCCAGGUUUCUGUCAAACAUGCCAUUUGGCCUGUAGUAUCUCAUAAAAGAUGUGGUCGCUUUCCCAGCCUGUUUCUUGAAAUGUCCAAGUAGAUGUUUUAGCCUUGCCAUAGGUAGUGGGAGCAACUACCUUCUGGGAGAUUUAGUUGUGAAUAUUUAUUUUAUUUAUUUAUUUAAUUAAUUAAUUUAUACCCAGUCUUAUGGCCAAAAGGCCCUCAAGGUGGCUUACAAGAAAAACACAAAUACAGGAAUACAUCUAUAAAACAAUACAAUUUACAAAAUUAAAUAACAAAUAACAUUAUUAAAAAAAACAGCAAUUACAAAACUUCCAAUGAAAAUACAGUGUGGUGCAGGCGCCUGGAGCGGCAGAAACAUCUCAGGCUACCCCCAACAAAGCUGAAUAUGGGUGCCAGUCUAUUAGUGAUAAAUUGUUUUAACUCUUUCCUCAUGGCACCUCAUCAGCUUUUGAUAGCAAAUGUACAAAAGAACAGUGGCAGAUAUCCAAAGAGACAAAUGAUGGGCAUUAAAAGCAAAGGGGAAAAAUUAUAAUAAUAUUUCAACUUGCACGCUGCUUUCAGAGUAACAGAAGUGGCUGACAUCCAAAAAGACGGGGGUGAGGGAAGGGAGGGGAGAACCUCCAAGAUGCUGGAAGAAAAGGAACACAGGUGAUAAAAUUCCACACUUGAUUCACUCUAUUGUGGAAAACUAUAGCUUAUUUGCAGUAUUUGUACAUUUUGAUUAUUAGAUGACUUUGUACACAGAUUCCAUGUUCGCACCUGACGAAGGCUGAGUUUUAUGUGGCCGAAACGCGUUGGGCUUAUUUUUUCAAUAAAUUCAUUUGGAAUUUUAUCACCUGCGUUCCUUUUCUUCUGGCAUCUUGGGGAUUCUCUCCUCUCUUCCCUCAUCCCCGUGCUGCUUUCAGAACCAAGGGUCCCCUAAAGUAGCUCACAAUCAAACAGGAACAUACAACAGCAGCAUCAAAAUCCCAACGCAUUAAAACAAAGUAAAAUUCAGCAAUAGGCAAAAAACCUUGUGGUUGAAGAACGUACCUAUAGACCACA
Rhineura floridana is the source of this 6627-nucleotide messenger RNA. RefSeq names its product transmembrane protein 182 (gene TMEM182). Gene Ontology annotation, cellular component: membrane. NCBI's taxonomy places the organism in Eukaryota, Metazoa, Chordata, Lepidosauria, Squamata, Rhineuridae. The record is from RefSeq and is a predicted model, not a curated record. The coding region runs from base 240 to 941 and encodes 233 amino acids. The transcript is spliced from 5 exons.